AUGGGAGACUUCAACUACCCAGACAUCUCAUGGGAUAAACACUUGGCCAAAUCCGAUCGGUCACAAAGUUUCCUUACAUGUGUGGAUGAGCACUACCUGGCCCAAGAAGUUUAUGGACUGACAAGGGGCAAGGUGCUGCUGGACAUUGUUCUGGCCAAAGGGAAUGAUCUAAUCAGUGACCUAAGAAUCAAAUGGAAGUGGGGUGACAGUGAUCAUGAGUUCAUCACUUUCACUAUACAUUGCAAAGCUGAUCCUCCGUUUGCCAACAUUCAGGCCUCAUUGCAUGGUGUGUCCAUCUUCUCAAGCUUUGGAUUGGGGCGCUGGGUGGAACCAUUGUGCUGCAGGGGUGUCCCGUCCCGCAAGUAUGGAGGAGCUCCAGGAGGACCAGCAUUCCCUGGACAGGCUCAAGAUCCUUUGUAUGGUUAUUUUGCUGCAGUAGCUGGACAGGAUGGUCAAAUAGAUGCUGAUGAGCUGCAGAGAUGCCUGACCCAGUCAGGCAUUUCUGGAGGAUAUAAACCUUUCAACUUAGAGACUUGCAGGCUCAUGAUCUCAAUGUUGGAUAGGGAUAUGUCUGGCACAAUGGGAUUCAAUGAAUUUAAAGAGCUCUGGGCUGUGCUGAACGGAUGGAGACAACACUUCAUGGGUUUUGACAAUGACAGAAGUGGUUCAGUAGAUCGUCAAGAGCUGGAGAAAGCCUUGACAAAUAUGGGAUUUAGGCUGAGCCCACAGGCAGUCGCUGCAAUUGCAAAACGAUACAGCACCCAUGGAAAGAUUACUUUUGAUGAUUACAUUGCCUGCUGUGUAAAACUAAGAGCUCUCACUGAGAGUUUUCGAAGAAGGGAUGCAGCUCAGCAAGGUUUUGUGAAUUUCCAGUAUGAUGAUUUCAUACAGUGCGUUAUGAGCAUCUAAAUCAAGAGGAAGAAAGAUGAAGAGAAGCUUGAUUCGCAUUCCAGUGUGUGUUUUGCUUUGCACCAAAAACUACCAUGGCUUGUAACUAAAUAUUGGUAUUUGCAUAUUUUAUAUAAGAUUCUGCUUUAUAUACUUGAUUUGUUUGUUUUGAUAAUGAGCACAAGUUAACAAUGUAUUGUCCGCUCUCACCCUGAGCUCGUGACUUGAUUAAAGAUUUUUUUUUAAUUUUGCAUAUACUUGUUAAGUCACUUUUAUGUAUAAUCAAAUCAUGUAGAGUUUUAAGUUUUCUGUGACAGUGUUUAAUUCCCCUCUCGUGAUCUACUAAAAACUGUUCUUGGAGUUUUACUUGUCUUAAGUUGGUUUUAAACGAAAACAAAUAGAUGGCCCAUGGUAGUAUUUUGUUGCUGUUGAUAAUAUUACAGAGAACAGAUGUAUAAACUGAUGAAUUAACUCUGAGUGCAAUAUUUACCUUGUGUAUUAAGAGGAAGUGUGGGGAAAUGUAUUUCUAACCUGGGUUUUCAAGAUGGACUCUCUUCACUCUGCUUCAGCCUACAAGCUGCGCUGUUGGCACUUCCCCUAAGUGGGAAUGUGUAGAGGCUAUUCAAAAAGUCUUUUCCUUCAUUGCAAUCUCAUAAUGGGCUACCCUUGCUAUUGUAAGAAGACUCUUCAAUUUGUGCUACUUUGUAAACCAGUGCUGUUGUUCUCUACAUAUAAAGACAGCAUUUUAGUCCUAGAAAUCAGUUUACACUCUAUACUUUCAAUCCCAAACUUUGAAAGCAAAAAGCCUAUAAUCAGCUCCCCCCUCCUGAAACUAAGCCACUUCCCCAUUGCAUUUAAUGGUCACUGGAUGGAGAACAGUACAAUGAGGAAGUUUGCUCCAUUGGGAGCUAGAGUUCACACUGGAACCAAGGACCUUCUUCCCUUCCAGGCUGGCAGCUAUUUCACUGAGCUACAUACCCUCUAACUUGCUCUAUUCCUUCUAGCCCUACGUAUUUCCUUGUUUUGACUGCCCAGAGGCCCAGCUUCAAAGAUAUGCAGGAGAGAGGACUGGAUAGUGCCUAACCCUGUGGUUAUAUGCUGAAUAUUUUAUUUGAACUUUUCUUAUUUCACAAUUUGAGUAAUUUAAUGUUCCAUUUGCUGGUAACCGUACUAGCCUCGUGGUUAAAACAUUGUGUUGGGAAGUCAUUAAGAUAGAUUCAAAUCCCCUUCUGGGUUGAGGAGGUGGAGGUUGGAACCCUAGAGCCUAGACCUCCGACUUCCUGGACAAAUGACCUAGCCAACUCAGCCAAUGGGACUGAGAUAUGGGAGGGUCCUUACCUCCUCCUAGUUCCAGAUUUCUAUUUGGCUACAUUUUCCUAACUUGCACAUCCAGAAUGGUUGUACAUGCAUAGCCAUAUCCAUGCCCAGCCACUGCAUUGCUGACUGAACAUGCUCUGUCUGCAUGCAUACUCUUGUAUCCACAGUACAGGGGUAAUCAUCACAACUAGUGUGUAAGUGCCAAAAACACCACCCAUGCUGAUAGCAAACGACCACUUAGACACUCAGAGGGAAAUAGAAUUCUACCCCUGAUGAUUAUAUCAAACCGGGUCUGUUUAUAACACAAUGAGUUAGGCACCAAAUACAACCUUCUUUCUUAUAAAGAACAUUUUUAAAGUAAUUUUACUUUAGUCCAACAGGAUCCAAAGAAGACAUCCAUGUUGGUGUGAAGAAAUCUAGAAAAAUGACUGCUAUGUCUUGUGCCUGAUUCAAGACCAAUUAAAUUUCAACAGAAAUCUUUUCCUUGACUUCAGUGGGCUUUUCUUCAGGUUCUUUGUGCAAGGGUCAGAGCUUCCUCUUUAUCCUGUUUUGAUCAUGCUACCAAAUGCAGAGACUUUAAACCACCUCCCCAAAACCCUACCACCACCACACGCCAUUACCUUUUCCCUUUGAAUUAUCUUUUUCCUGGCACAACAAUACUUACGACUACAGGAAAGGGAGAAUUUGCAUGUGCUGAAGAUGAGCCCCCAUCCCCAAAAGAUGAAUAUAGCAUAUUAGACAUCUCAGUCUGGACUUUUGGGGCCUCAAUUUGUGGUACAACAUUUCACAUAAUUUAUGUUGCUAGCUUACUCUAUAAGACAGGUGCAAAUACAACUACCUGUAGGUGCAAAAUUAUGCCUGAAAAAUAAAAGUCUGAUUU
This is a messenger RNA of Alligator sinensis (Chinese alligator), 3085 nucleotides long. RefSeq names its product sorcin (gene SRI). The record is from RefSeq and is a predicted model, not a curated record. Bases 1 to 909 code for a protein of 302 amino acids. The transcript has 10 exons. Gene Ontology annotation, molecular function: calcium ion binding; catalytic activity. Lineage: Eukaryota; Metazoa; Chordata; Crocodylia; Alligatoridae.